This is a messenger RNA of Fonsecaea nubica, 744 nucleotides long. RefSeq lists its product as hypothetical. The record is from RefSeq and is a predicted model, not a curated record. The transcript has 7 exons. Lineage: Eukaryota; Fungi; Ascomycota; Eurotiomycetes; Chaetothyriales; Herpotrichiellaceae. The coding region runs from base 1 to 744 and encodes 247 amino acids. Gene Ontology annotation, molecular function: oxidoreductase activity.
AUGUUUUGGGGUCUCGGGGCGCUGAUCUGUGAGAAGUUCGCAGCAGAAGGAUCGAACAUUGUCGUGAACUAUGUCAGCAGCAAAGACAGAGCCGACCAGGUCGCUGACAAGUGUAAAGGGCUGGGGGUCAAGGCUGUCGUAAUCCAGGCUGACAUUGGAGUCGUCAGCGACACUGUGCGGCUAGUGAAAGAGAGCGUUGAGCAAUUGGGAGGACUUGAUAUUAUCAUUAACAAUGCUGGCUGGACCAGGUUCACGAACUUUGGAGACAUCUAUGAUAUGAGCCAUGCUGAAUGGGACAAGUGUUGGGCCACAAACGUCAUGUCCCACCUAGUGUUGAUGCAGGAAGCUGCUCCGAUCUUCAACAAGAACCCGGAUGGCGGCGUAUUCAUCAUCUCUUCCUCUGUUGCGGGUAUAAGCUGCGGCGGAAGCUCGAUGGCGUACUCCACCAGUAAAGCUGCAGGUCUACAUCUGAUGAAAUGCCUCGCCUCUACACAAGGGCCAAAGAUCCGUAUCAAUGCCGUGCUGCCAGGUCUUCUCCUGACGGAAUGGGGUCUGAAAUUCAGUGAGGAGCGUAUCCAGGCUGUUAAGAACAGCGCCGCUCUUAAGCAAGAGACUUUGCUCGACGACUGCGCAGAUGCCUAUAUUUCGCUAGCGAAGAAUACCUCUAUGACCGGCCAGCAGGUUGUCGUCGGUGAGUUCCACGUAAUGCCCAUCCUUCUAGAGGGAGUCGCUGACGAAGACUAG